Molecule: messenger RNA, 1698 nt
Organism: Cucumis sativus (cucumber)
Lineage: Eukaryota; Viridiplantae; Streptophyta; Magnoliopsida; Cucurbitales; Cucurbitaceae
Product: GRIP and coiled-coil domain-containing protein
Exons: 1
Coding region: 214-1326 (370 amino acids)
Source: RefSeq, a predicted model, not a curated record
GAAUCUGUAGAACUUCCCAAGGGGAGUGAAUUGCUCAAUGAAGUUCAACCAGUGAAAGAAUUAGAAUUUUCUGAGGACAAGGAACAAACAUUUGAAGUGCAGUCAGUACAAGAAUCAAAGUAAGUGAUAGCAGAAAAUAUAGUUGAAUCUGUAGAAAUUCCCAAGGGGAGUGAAUUGCUCGAUGAAGUUCAACCAGUGAAAGAAUUAGAAGUCAUGGUAAAAGAUAAUAGUGCAUCCAUUGAACCUCCCAAGAAUGAGGAGCAACCAAAUGAAGCUCCACAUGUGAAAGAAUCAGAAGUUAUAGCAAAAGAUAUUGGAGAGUCCUUAGUACCUUCCAAGGACAUGGAAGGGCCAGUUGAAGGUUUUCCUGUGAUUGGAUCUGAGGAAAUGGGAGCAAAAGAGAUGGGUGGUUCCACAUUGGGUUCAGAAGAAAUUGAAAAACUAGAACCUUGUAAAGUUACCGAAGUGAGGGAUGGCAAGGAAGAAUUGUCUGAGAUAACCAAUCAUGUUCAGAAUGAUUAUGUGGAGGUAGAAACUGAGCAAAUUGCGAAAGGUGAAAAUGUGGAAGAUCAAAACCCAUUGGCUAUUGGGAAUGAUAGUACAUCACCUUUGGGAGUAGGACAAAUCCACAAAGAAGAGGAGCAAUGCAAAGAACAAAGUGAUAAACAAGAUUCAGUUUAUCAGAAGGGUCAACCUAGUGUAAAUUUAGUUGCACCUGACAUUCCACCUCAUGAUGUGAAAGAGGAUGAAAAGAAGGAAUCAGGCAACAUUGAUGUCGUUGCACAAUUAUCAGUAGAGGAAGCACCCGCUAUGGAGAAAGUGGGAGAGGAAAACAAAGAAAAAGGAAUGAAGACUGAGAAGGCAGAUGAAGCUACACAUGAGAACAUACAAAAAAUAACGCUGCCAAGGGAAGAGGUGGCUCCAAGAGACUAUGAAACUGAUGUUGUGGUAGAAGGGAAGUCAAUUGAUGACCAAAAAGCUGGUAAAGUCGCUAAUCUGAUUGCAGAAACCAAGGUUGAUGAGAGUAUUACAGAUGAGAAACUAGCACCGGUUGAGACUGCCAGUGUUCAGGUAAAUGAAACACCUAAAGAACCCCAAGAGCUUGAGUUGGAAGUAAAAGAUAAAGAAAAUGUGAGGGCAGAAGCUGAAGUUCCGAAAGUUAAUGACAAGAAAGAAGUUCCAUCGAAGCCUAGUCAUAAGCAUUCACACAAUAUUUUAUCGAAAGUAAAACAGUCGCUGGUGAAGGCAAAGAAAGCUAUCAUUGGCAAGUCACCAAGCUCAAAAACCCUUUCCUCCGAAGCAAGGGAUGACAUUAAAGUUAAGUGAUGGUAUGCAAUGAAUAAUCACUGAAUAUUUCACAUUUCACACAAAUGUCAUAUAACCCUUACCGUUGGACAUGCAGCAGGUCAGAGUUAAUGCGUCAGUAUUAUUUGAUUUUUCUUGGUUUGUUUAUUAUUAAAAAAUAAGUGUGUAUAGAAGAAGGUCUCAGUCAACGUUAUACUUGAUACUAUAUGGAUAAAUUGAUUCUUCUUUGUAUUUAUUAUUGUUUGGUGUUUUGUUUGUUCUAGUAAUUAUCAGAAGACGUGGUUGUGAGGAUUUUUUUGGAUAGUUGUCAUAGUUGCAAUGUAAAUUUUGAUAUUGUACGAACACAUUGGUUCUUCUUUGUAUUUACUAUUGGUUGGUGUUUUGUUUUGGAUA